AUGAGCGAUUCGGAAGAAAAAUCUGCCACUGCUGGUGCCAGCAAGGAAGAUGACUCCAAGAAAGUUGACGAAAAAAAUGGAGAAUUUAUAAGGCUCAAAGUUAUGGGACAGGAUCAGAGUGAGGUCCAUUUUAAAGUCAAGAUGACUACAAAAAUGAGCAAAUUAAAAAAAUCUUAUUCCGAGAGACAAGGGGUGCCUAUAGGGUACCUAAGAUUCCUGUUUGAUGGCAGAAGGUUGAAUGAUGAUGAGACACCAAAGCAGCUCGGUAUGACAGAUGAAGAUGUGAUUGAGGUGUAUCAGGAGCAAGUCGGGGGCUCCAUGUCUUGA
Molecule: messenger RNA, 327 nt
Organism: Helobdella robusta
Lineage: Eukaryota; Metazoa; Annelida; Clitellata; Rhynchobdellida; Glossiphoniidae
Exons: 4
Coding region: 1-327 (108 amino acids)
Biological process (GO): protein sumoylation
Cellular component (GO): nucleus; PML body
Molecular function (GO): ubiquitin-like protein ligase binding; protein tag activity
Source: RefSeq, a predicted model, not a curated record